Messenger RNA from Glycine soja, 333 nucleotides. RefSeq names its product aquaporin TIP1-1-like. Lineage: Eukaryota; Viridiplantae; Streptophyta; Magnoliopsida; Fabales; Fabaceae. Gene Ontology annotation, biological process: transmembrane transport; water transport. The transcript has 2 exons. Gene Ontology annotation, cellular component: plant-type vacuole membrane. Gene Ontology annotation, molecular function: water channel activity. Bases 1 to 333 code for a protein of 110 amino acids. The record is from RefSeq and is a predicted model, not a curated record.
AUGGCCUUGACUAACACACGCGCACCCAUCACCUUCGGAUCUCGAUCACAUGGACAAUGGCGUUUCACCGCCAUCGUGCGUAGAGCCCAAGAGGUCACUCACCACGACACGUGGCGAGCCGCUCUCUCCGAAUUCAUCUCCACACUCAUCUUCAUCUUCGCCGGCUCCGGCUCCGGCUCCUCCGUCGCCGUCGACAAGCCCUCCGCACUCUUCGUCACCGUCUCUGUGAGUUCUAACAUCUCCGGUGGCCACGUCAAUCCUGCUGUUACGUUCGGCGCCUUCGUCGGCGGCAACCUCACCUUGCUCCGCUGCGUCCUAUUCUGGAUCGCCUAG